Molecule: messenger RNA, 667 nt
Organism: Orbicella faveolata
Lineage: Eukaryota; Metazoa; Cnidaria; Anthozoa; Scleractinia; Merulinidae
Product: protein FAM227B-like
Source: RefSeq, a predicted model, not a curated record
CAUGACCUUUGAUCUGGACGCUUGUCUGGAUGAGUACAGCGUCCCAGCCAGUAAAGAGAGAGCUGUGACAUACACAACUCAAUAUUCACCCUCUAGAAUGGGACUGACUAUCAUCCCUUCAUUUGACAGUACAGAGUCACAUGAAAUCGGCCCAGGCCCCGAGUUUGAACGGGUCGGUUUUAAUCUUCUGGGGAGGAGUCCCUUAGUAGCGCAUUAUCUUCGCACCAGAGAACUGAUGGGAAAAGAACAGGAACCUGUUCAGUCUGUAGGACGUACUGAAGUCGUUAAACUACAAACGCCAGCGCCUACAUAUAAACAGGUGAUAAGAGAAUGUAAAAAGACCACGAAGACUUUAAACAACCACUAUCAAAGAGUUCUAGACACAUCUGAGCAAGAAAGUUUGAAGAUCCAGAAACAGAAGCGAGCUGCGUUAGCAAAGCUUGAGAGCUUAAAGAAUGAUCUGGUUCUUCGAAAUCAAGACAUAAAAAUGAUCAGCGAUCGCCUGCUCGACUUAAUGGUAAGUUACAAAUACUUGACUUCAUGCGACUGUGAAUUUUCGUGUUCCUUUCGGCGCCACUCUCCCACCCCCGAAAAUCACGCCCUUCAAAUCUCAAACGCAAAACUCUCUAUUGCGACAGUAAGACUCACCCCUCAUCCCCUAGUGUAA